Nerophis lumbriciformis (worm pipefish) is the source of this 2622-nucleotide messenger RNA. The record is from RefSeq and is a predicted model, not a curated record. Lineage: Eukaryota; Metazoa; Chordata; Actinopteri; Syngnathiformes; Syngnathidae.
GCAGGCCAUGUAGAGUGUAAACCUGGUAUACUGUUGCCAGUGUGGUUGCCACUGAAUCCUCCACAUGGGGAGAGGGCAGGGAGAGCCGUCAUCUACUUCCUAUGUCUCAUGUACAUUUUCCUGGGAGUAUCCAUCAUUGCAGACCGCUUUAUGGCCUCCAUCGAAGUAAUUACCUCUCAGGUGAAAGAGAUAACCAUUACCAAACCCAACGGAGAGACAACAGUGACCACAGUGCGAAUCUGGAACGAGACUGUUUCCAAUCUUACUCUCAUGGCUCUGGGGUCUUCUGCUCCUGAAAUUUUACUUUCUGUCAUUGAGGUGUGUGGGCAUAACUUUCAUGCAGGUGAGCUCGGCCCAGGCACCAUUGUUGGAAGCGCUGCUUUCAAUAUGUUUGUUAUUAUUGGCAUAUGUGUUUGGGUGGUUCCUGAUGGAGAGUCUCGCAAGAUCAAACACCUGCGAGUAUUUUUUAUCACAUCUUUCUGGAGUAUUUUUGCCUACAUUUGGCUCUAUGUCAUAUUAGCUGUCAUAUCGCCUGGAAUCGUAGAGGUGUGGGAAGCCACAGUGACACUGCUUUAUUUUCCGGUGUUUGUGUUACUGGCUUGGAUCGCUGACCGUCGUUUGCUCUUUUACAAAUACCUGCACAAACGUUACCGUGCUGACAAAAGACAUGGUAUUGUGGUGGAAAUGGAAGGUGAUGACAUACCCAAAGGUCAUGAUAUUAUCAUGGAUGGAAAGAACUCAGAUGGAAUUUCGUGCCCUAGAAACUGCUCUAGCGUGACCGUGUCUGUACAAACACCAAGUGAGAUGGACCAGAACCAAGAUGAGGUGGUUCGUAAACUGAAAGACCUGCGGGAUAAACACCCAGACAAAAACCUGGACCAGCUUAUUGAAUUGGCAAACUACUCCACUUUGGUUCAACAGAAGAAGAGUCGAGCUUUUUACCGUGUCCAGGCAACUCGUUUGUUAAUAGGUGCAGGAAACCUACUAAGGAAACAUGCUGCUAGAAACUCUUGCCGUAGAGGUGCUGCAAGUCCAGGGGAUGACAAACUUAGAUGCUCUCAUAUUUGUUUUGAGAGCGCACAGUAUCUAUGCACGGAAAACUGUGGUUCUUUGAGCCUCUGGGUGAUUCUUGAUGGGGGCUCUGGCCAGGAUACCUUUUAUGUGGACUACCUUACAGAAAAUGGUUCAGCCAACGCUGGGGCAGAUUUUGAGUUUAGUGAAGGCACCCUGACAUUUAAGCCAGGAGAGACUCGAAAAGAGAUCAAGGUGAACAUUUUGGAUGACGACAUCUUUGAAGAAGACGAACAUUUCUUUGUCCGCCUUCAAAAUCUGAGGUUAGAAGAGGGUGGUGAUGAAGGGGCAGGAAGUUUACCCAAGGGCAGACUAGUGGAGCCAUUGGUUGCCACUGUCACAAUCUUGGAUGAUGACCAUGCUGGCAUCUUCACCUUUGGUCAAGGGGUUUUGCGGGUGAGUGAGAGCACCGGCACACUGACGGUGACAGUGGUGAGGAACUCAGGCUCCAGAGGUACCGUUUCUGUACCGUAUCACACAGUGGACGGCAGUGCCAAAUCUGGAGUGGACUACGAGCAGGUCAAGGGUGAGCUGGAAUUUAGCAAUGAACAAACCAGCCACACUUUAAAAGUUCACAUUCUAAAUGUGAAGGAGUAUGAAAAACAGGAGAACUUCUAUAUCGUGCUUGAAGAGCCUAAAUGGUUAAAACGCGGACUCUCUGGUAAGUAUCUCACCCCAUGGCGCCAUCCCACACCUGAAGAGGAAGAAGCCAGGAGAAUCUCUGAAAUGGGCAAGCCCAUUCUAGGAGAACACAGCAGAAUAGAGAUAAUCAUAGAAGAGUCCUGUGAGUUUAAGAAUACCGUGGAUAAACUCCUUAAAGAUACAAAUCUGGCAGCUGUGAUUGGAUCUCGUUCAUGGAGGGAGCAGUUCAUUGAAGCUGUCACAGUCAGCGCAGCAGGCAGGAGGGAUAGAGAUGAUGAGGGACAAGAUCAGCCAAUGCCGAACUGCUUUGACUAUUUCAUGCAUAUUUUGAGCAUUUUUUGGAAGAUUCUCUUUGCUUGUGUCCCACCAACUGAGUACUGGAAUGGAUGGGCUUGUUUUGUCGUGUCAAUAUCGGUUAUUGGGAUAUUAACAGCCAUUAUUGGAGACCUUGCGUCCCAUUUCGGCUGCACAGUUGGCUUGAGAGACACUGUCACUGCGGUGGUAUUUGUGGCCCUGGGUACUUCACUUCCUGAUACCUUUGCCAGUAAAGUGGCUGCAAUUCAGGACCAAUAUGCAGACGCAUCAGUCGGAAACGUAACUGGAAGCAAUGCUGUCAAUGUGUUCUUAGGUAUUGGUGUAGCUUGGUCUGUGGCUGCAAUCUAUUGGGAAGUCCAAGGGGGAGUUUUUCGAGUGGAUGUUGGCUCACUGGCCUUCUCGGUCACACUCUUCACCAUUUUUGCCUUCUUCACAAUGGGAGUGUUGAUGAUCCGCCGAAAGCCUUCUAUUGGCGGUGAAUUGGGAGGCCAACGGAUCCCUAAAAUGCUAACAUCACUAAUUCUCUUAGGACUGUGGUUCCUUUACAUUCUGUUCUCUAGUUUGGAGGCCUACUGCCAUAUAAAAGGCUUCUGA